AUGGCACGGCUGGUUAAGAGGCAAGCACCACAAGGAGCACCAGCAGAGGAGAUUAAGGAGGAACACCUUUUGGCUUUCAUUGCGAAGAAGGAAUAUAAUGAUGAUAAUAAAUGCAAAAAAAGGCUCGAGGAAUAUUGUGAAGAGUUGAAGAAAGCAGAUGAGAAACUAGAGAAUGUGGAUAAAAAAGUUAAAGGACUUUGUGAAGGGAAAGAUAAAAAAUGCACAGACCUGAAAGCCAAAGUUAAAAAAGAAUUAGAAGAUUUUGAAGGUGAACUUGAUGCAUUGUCAGAUGACAUAGAAGAUGAAAAUUGUAAAAAAUAUGAAGAAAAAUGUGUACUUUUAGAAGAGACGAGUUAUAGUGAUAUUAAGGAAAACUGUGUCAAGUUGAGGGAAGGAUGUUACGAAUUGAAGCGUAAAAAGGUGGCAGAGGAGCUUCUUUUGAGGGCGCUCGGAGGGAAAGCUAAAGUAGUGAAUGAAUGUCAAGAAGAAAUGAAAAAGGUUUGCCCAGUGUUAAGCCGAGAAAGCGACGAAUUGAUGUCUUUUUGCCUUGAUCCGAGUGGAACGUGUCAAGAGCUGAAAAAAAAAUUGGAAGAAAUUUGCAAGCCUUUACAAACAAAAUUGGAGAAAGAUUUAGAGGAAAAGUGUCAUGAAAGACUUGAGAAAUGUCAUUUUUACGGAGAAGCGUGUGAUGAUUCAAAGUGUAACGAUGAUAAGGAGCAAUGCAAGGGAAAAAAUAUUACAUAUAAAGCGCCAGGAUCCGAUUUUACUCCGGUGAAACCGAGGGCGUCGUUGUUGACAAUGAUUGGGUUGGAAGAUGUUUAUAAAAGAGCGGAAAAAGAUGGAAUUCUUAUUGGAAGACAAGGAGUGGAUCUACCAAAGACGUUUGGUGAUAAUUUUCUGCAAGAUCUUUUGCUAGUGUUGAGCCAAGAUGAGAAUGAUAAGAAACCAGAUAAAAAGUGCAAAAAAGCGUUAGAAAAAUGUGAUGCUUCUAAGCAUUUGGAUACUGAUUUGGAAAAGUUAUGCGGUGAUAAUAAAGAGAAACAAAAUAAAUGCGAAAAAUUACUAAAUAUAAAUGAAAGAUGUACAAAUCUCAAAUUAAAUCUUUAUCUGAAAGAUUUGUCUACGGAAUAUGAUAAAGAAUCAAAAGUUUUAUUCUGGAGAGAGCUUCCAACCUUAUUUACGAAGGGAGAGUGUGCAGAACUUGUCUCGGAAUGUUUUUAUUUAAAAAAUGUGUGUGAGGAUAAUAAAAUUGAUCAAGCGUGUCAAAAUGUACGAGCAGCGUGCUAUAAAAUGGGACAAAAUAGGAUGUUGAAUAUGCUCUUUCGAAAGGAAUUGAAGGAGAAUCCUGAUAAUAUAAAAUAUUAUGAUGAGAAUCCUGAUAAAUGUCAAAAAUUUGUCUUAGAAAGCUGUACAAAACUUAAAAAAUAUCUUCCACAAUGUCUUUACCCUAAAGAACUAUGUUAUGCGGUUUCAGAUGAUAUUUUCCUUCAAUCCAAAGAGUUAGGUGUGCUUUUGGAUGAUCAAAGAGAUUUUCCAUUAGAAGAGGAUUGUCUUGAAUUGAAGGAGAAGUGUGCUCAACUUGAAACUUAUUCAAAUUCGAAUUCUCAAAAGUGUGCAACAUUGAGAAGGCGCUGUAAAUACUUAAGAGUUUCAGAGGGAUUUAGAAAAGUAUUUUUAAAAAGAGAAGAUGAUUCGUUAAAGAAAGAAAACUGUACGAAGGCAUUGCAAGAAAAAUGUGAUGCUUUAUCUAGGAAAAGGAGGAAUCCAUUUGGGUUUUCAUGUGCUUUGCCAGAAGAAACAUGUAAAUAUAUGGUAGCCCGUACAAAAGAUGAAUGUUUUUAUUUAAGUGGCAACAUGGAGGAUGAAAAAAUUGUACAAGAAAUUGAAAACAAAAAAGCAAAUGAAACAGCACUUGAAGAACUCUGCACAACAUGGGGUAAAUAUUGUCACCAACUUAUGGAGAAUUGUCCGGAUGACUUGAAAAAAAAAGAAGGUGAUAAAGAUCAAAACUGUGAUGAACUCGAAAAAAAAUGCAGUGAAACUUUUGAAAAGUUGAAAUUGAAGGAGGAGCUGACUCAUCUGUUGAAAGGCAGUUUAAGCAACGGUGAUCAAUGUAAAGAAGCAUUGAAGAAGCCUUGCACUGAGUUGGAAAAGAAUAAAACAUUCGAAGCUCUGCUUGGUAAUUGUGAUGAUAAUACCAAGGGAAAUGUUUGCAAAAAAUUAGUUGAUAAAGUAAAAAAGAGAUGCCCUACUUUAAAAAUCGAACUGGAGAAUGCGAAAGAGGAGUUGACAAAGAUGAAAAAAGAAUACGAUGAGCUCAAACAGGUGGCAGAAAAAUCUACAGAGGCAGCUAAGUUAUUGCUAUCAAAGUCUGGAAAAGCCGCAAUGCCAAGUGGACAGGAUAGCAAUGGCUCUGUACCAGCACCACCAGCAGAGCCAGCACCAGGGACACUACCACCACCACCAUCAACUGACGGAACGGUAAACACGCCAGCUGGAGGAUCAGGGACAUCAGCUGGAGGAUCAGGUACACCAAGUAGUGGAACGACAGACUCUGCAAAACUUGGACUCGUUAAAAGAGCGUAUGUAGAAGGAGGAGUAUCAGAAGUAGAGGUAAAAGCAUUUGAUGCAACGACGAUAGCAUUGGAAUUGUAUUUGGAAUUGAAAGAGGAAUGUAAAGCUUUACAACUAGAUUGCGAUUUUAGAGUGGAAUGUCCAGAUACUAAACAAGCUUGCGAAAAUAUAGACACUUUAUGUAAACUGGAACCAUUAGAAAUUAAGCCUCAUCAUACAGAGACGCAAAAAGAAAUCUCAACCACUACGACGACCACUACGACGACCACUACCACAACUACGACUACGACUACUACGACUACUACUACGACAACCAAGCAGGGAAGUGGAGGAAAAGUAACAGAAGAGUGUACAAUGAUACAAACAACAGAUACAUGGGUGACGAGCACGUCAUUGCAUACGAGUACGACAACGAGUACGUCGACAGUGACGUCGACAGUGACGUUGACCUCGAUGCGCAAGUGCAAACCUACAAAAUGUACUACUGAUUCAAAGAAAGAGACAGACAAAGGAGGAGAAGAAGAAGAAGUGAAACCAAAUGAUGGGAUGAAAAUAAGAGUUCCUGAUAUGAUUAAAAUAAUGUUGUUGGGAGUGAUUGUUAUGGGGAUGAUGUAA
Messenger RNA from Pneumocystis carinii B80, 3189 nucleotides. RefSeq lists its product as hypothetical. NCBI's taxonomy places the organism in Eukaryota, Fungi, Ascomycota, Pneumocystomycetes, Pneumocystales, Pneumocystaceae. The record is from RefSeq and is a predicted model, not a curated record. The coding region runs from base 1 to 3189 and encodes 1062 amino acids. The transcript has a single exon.